CAUUAUCAAAUUUUUAGCAUUAAAUCCCCCAAAUUAUCCUCAAUACAUGGAUAUGAAAUCACAUCCCCCCUAAAUGCAAUAAAAUCAAACUCAUGACCAGAUUCUUUCCCUUCUAAUAACAUUCUCAUGGUCUGUGAAAAGCAAAUCCACAAUAGUCUCAACACAUUUUGGUCACUAUAAAAAGCCAACAGCCAUAGCUCUCUGCAAAUCACACCCACCAACAAACAAGAAGCCUUCCACCAUUCAAACACAAGCAUUCUAUCAUAUCCAGUCUUUCUCUGUUCUUCACAGUGAACACAUCAGUGAACAGUAACAUGAACAGCACAGCUACAGUAGCUUUCAUGUUGGCAUUGCUAAUCAUGGCGACAACCAGUCCCGUGAGUGCUCAAGCCCCCGUGACAUGCCCAGGUGCUCUGCUUCAGCUGCUCCCCUGCUUGCCGUUCCUCACCAAGCAAGUCGCAACUCCGCCUGCCCAAUGCUGCUCCAAUGUCAAGCAGCUGAACGACGAGGCCAACACCGCCGCGAUUCGUCAGGAGCUCUGCAAGUGCUUCAAGCCUGCUGCAAUCUCCUAUCAUGUCGACCCUGCCGUCGCCAAGGCCCUCCCUGGCUUGUGCAGAGUCAGUGUCCCCGUCCCUAUCGAUCCCAAGAUCGAUUGCAACACGAUUUCUUAGGUGUGGAAAAUAUGAAUGAAGUUGUGGAUUCAUGGGAGGGUGAUGGGCAUGGAUGUUGGACAAGAGUUUGCUACACAAAUUCUUGAGAUGGGGUGAAUUAAUAAUGACAUAAAUUGUGUUAUAUAUGUAUGUUCAAUUUAUUUUCUACAAAUCGAUUGCAAUGUACUCCAUAACUCUAAUGAUCAAAUAUUGAUCUUCUCUUCAAUUGUGGGUGGCUAGAUGGAUAUAUCUAGUUAUUGUUGUUUUUUGUUCUUGAAAUAAGAGAAUGAGUGUUUCAUUUGGGCAUGAUUUUGUCUAUUUGAUUUAUAAAAUUCCACAAUUUUUCGUUUUGUGGGUUAAUGAACUCUGACGAUGGGAUUCUAGAAUAUGUAAACAGAGUAACAGACUAUCUUGUGAUCGACAAUCAAUUAUACUUGCGCAUUUCGACAAAUCUAUCAUAUAAUUCAAUAAUAAAAAAUUCAACGCGUA
Linum trigynum is the source of this 1139-nucleotide messenger RNA. NCBI's taxonomy places the organism in Eukaryota, Viridiplantae, Streptophyta, Magnoliopsida, Malpighiales, Linaceae. The record is from the annotation of a GenBank genome assembly.